Molecule: messenger RNA, 2655 nt
Organism: Eublepharis macularius
Lineage: Eukaryota; Metazoa; Chordata; Lepidosauria; Squamata; Eublepharidae
Gene: SLC39A5
Product: solute carrier family 39 member 5
Exons: 11
Coding region: 208-2094 (628 amino acids)
Biological process (GO): zinc ion import across plasma membrane; intracellular zinc ion homeostasis; BMP signaling pathway
Cellular component (GO): membrane
Molecular function (GO): zinc ion transmembrane transporter activity
Source: RefSeq, a predicted model, not a curated record
GAGGACUGUUUGGGCAGGGAGCUGUUGGUUUUAAUUGCUGCCUCUGCGUGGCUGUGGCAAACUGCGGCUCAACAGCAAAGACUUUAAAGAAACAGCUAACACCUGGCUAAAGCUACAUCACCCAGAAACUGGCAAGAUUUGAAGGCUGAUGGUGCUUCCCGACAUUGCUCUGGACAGUGUUACAGUCAGGAGAACGGGCCCCUGUUAAUGGACCAGAGAGCACUGAGGUUUCUUCAAGCUGGCGCAUGGGUGGCCCUGCUCUCCCUGCAGGGCAUAUGUAGCCCGUUACUGGAGGAACCGCCCAACUUCCUCACUGAUGGAGCUGUGCAGGGCCUGCCCGAAGAUGCCACUCAGGAGCAGGGCUACUACCUGCAGCAGCUUUUUGGGCAGUAUGGGGAGAAUGGCACCCUGUCCUUCGAGGGCCUGACACGCCUGCUGCUUAGCCUGGGACUAGGGAAGGUGCAGGUGGUGGAGAUUGAGCAUGACGCACUGGGCCACGGCCACGUCUCCCAUCUGGAUAUCCUGGAGGUCCAAGAGAACAAGCACUUGCACUUCCAUUCGGCACUGGAGCACCUCCACUCGACAGAGCACAGAAGCAAGGCUCAAGCAGAGGGUGUUACCCCCAGGAAUGGAUUCUCUCAGAAGGGCCACGCUACCCCAACGCCACUGCCACCUGCACUCCCUGGUAUCCACCAUGUCACCAAAUCAAGCUCCGGGCAAACAGCAGAGCACUCUGGGAAGGGUGAAACUCCUUUCAAAUCCUCCCAUGGACAUUCUAGCCUAAAUCUUCUGGAGAGGGUCAUUGCUUUGGACCACUCCGUCUAUAACCACCUGCAUGAGGAUUGCCUCAAUGUAUCACAGUUGCUGGUGAAUUUUGGCUUGAAUUCUGUCUCCAAGAUCACUCCAGCACAGUUCACGCUGCUGUGUCCAGCUCUGCUCUACCAGAUCGAUAGCCGAGUCUGCAUCCAACACUAUGAUGAGGUGUCUCCCGGCAUGAUGGAAAGCUCUCUCUGGCCUGGCUUGGGCUGGGGAUUUGCAGCCAUCACCCUGACCAGCUUGCCUUCCGUGCUUGCCCUCAUCCUUGUCCCUCUUCUCAGUGGUGAUGUCUUCCGAUUCCUUCUCAGUUUUCUCGUGGCACUGGCUGUGGGGACGCUGUGUGGGGACGCCCUGCUGCACCUCUGGCCACACGCCCAAGAAAGAUCCCAUGGUCUUCUAUCUUUGAAUGAGCAGCCCCUGGCAGAUGAUGCAAUACUGAAGGGCCUCUCUGUGCUGGGAGGCAUUUACCUUCUCUUUCUCAUUGAGAAUCUCAUGGGAACACUGAAGAAAAUUCACAUAAAGCGGGACACCGCUGGAAAGCCAUCUGACCGAUCGCCUGUUAAGACAGAGGAGAGAAGCCAUGUCGGAGACAGGCCAAGACCUUGUGGUACUGAAUCUGAGACCCUGACGGUGCCUGAAGGAGAAACUGGGAUCCUCUUUGAUGAAGUCCAGGACUGCGCUGUCCAAAUCCGCAACUCGGAGGAGCAUGGAGCAAAUUCGGAGAGGCAGGUGGCGGAACUACAUCACCACGGUCAUUCUCACAGCCCAGCUGGCAGUGCUGGGAUCGCAGACAUAGCGUGGAUGGUUAUUCUAGGGGAUGGGAUACACAAUUUCACAGAUGGAUUGGCCAUUGGGGCUGCCUUCUCUGAUGGAAUCUCGAGUGGUUUAAGCACCACAGUGGCCGUAUUCUGCCAUGAAUUGCCCCAUGAGCUUGGGGACUGUGCUGUCCUGCUCCAGGCAGGCAUGCCGCUCCGGCGAGUGCUGCUCUUCAACCUACUCUCUGCUUUCCUGGCCUACUGCGGCACAGUACUGGGGACACUUGUGAGCAAGAGCACUUCACAAGUCACCCCAUGGAUCUUUGCCAUCACAGCUGGCGUGUUCUUGUAUGUGGCUCUCGUGGACAUGCUGCCUGAGAUGCUGCAGAGGAGUUCUUCCAGUGGUAAGAGAGGCUCCUUCAUACACUUUGUCCUCCAAAACUUGGGCUUCCUUCUGGGAGGAGCACUUAUGCUCUGCAUCGCCAUCUUUGAAGGCCAGAUCAGUUUCCACAUGGACGGCUAGCACUUUUUCAGCAUGCUACACCCAACGCCAAGGAAUGCAGCGCAAGCCCACUUCAAUUAUAACCAUCUCCUUUCCAUAGCAUUCUGAGGAGUAAUGGAACUGACUAUAUUCUCCCAAGAGAAUGCCCAUUUUAGGGGGAAAUUUAAGAGGGAGAUCGGUAGCAACACGUGUUUUACUUGCUUCCCUAUUCCUGCAUUUGACAACAAACCAACUGUAUCCUCUCCAAGGAGGCAAGUUGUUACCUUCAGUCCCUGUAUUUUAUAAAGGAGGAACAGCAACAAAUGGCUUGAUGCACAAACUUAUGUGCCCUCUCACAGUGCGAUGCAGGAGGAGGAGUUAUUUAAAAGACAGCAGCUAUCUUGUGGAGCAGCUCAGUUUUAAUAUAAAUUGUAGAAUUCCAUUGCACUUUAAAAGGCUUUUAACAGAAGCUACUUUGAAAAGAUGCAAAGAAUGCGUCUGCAGCAUGGUUGUGUUCUAUAAGCCAUCCAUAUCAUGAAUGCAGUUUUGAAAUUUGUUUGCAUUUAACUAAGUAUAUUAAUAAAGAGGAUUAUGGUUUUAAAA